GAAUUAAACGCAUAAUAUAACCCAAAUUGUUCGAAAUUUUGACGUGUGAAGUCUGACAGUCGCUUUUGGAAGAUAAUCACACUGUUUUUAGUGGUGUUUUUCGGACACUAUUUUAGAAACCAUUAUCGACAGGCUGUAGAGAUAUGUCCCACCCACCUACAUCACCCGCAAAUACACAAAUUUCGCCACCGCGUAGCUCAAGGCACUCUACUCGCCUGAAACAAUUUCUUCAAACCGUUGUUAGGGAUGACCUCCUAAUCGAAUGCCAACUUCUCCUGCUCUCAUUCAGCAUUGGAAUUCAGGAUGCAGCUUCAUUCCCAGACUAUCACUGCUUUGCAUCCAACCAAACGGGAAAUACCGUCCUCCUGGCUGCAGGCGCUGCUAAACUCACAGCGCUCUUCUCCCUUUCCAAUAUUGGCACUUCUCUUUCUAUGUUCGUGCUUGGUGCUUUCCUCCUUGGUCAGCUAGGAAAUCACCUCGGUCCACGUAAGCGCUGGUGGCUAAUCUUGACGUCUGUUUUUCAGACUGCUCUUGUCUUCGCUGCAGCUGCCCUUCAAUAUUCUGGUCCCAAUCCAGUAGAAGCUACUGGCCCAACAGCUCUAGCGGUCCUUUCGCUUUUGGCAUUCAGUUCUGGAGCGCAAGUAGCCAUGGCGAGAGGGCUACAGAUUACAGAAAUCACUACCGCGAUGGCGACCGCUGCUUACGUUGACGUUUUAAUCGAUGAAAAAUUAUUUGUAAAACGGAAUAGAAAGAGAAAUAGACGGAUUGCAUUCUUGUUCAGUUUGUUCAUAGGGAGUUUUGCUGGAGCUUUCGCUUAUAAAGCGCGUGGAAGUGCGUUUGCGUUGGUAGUAAGUGGAGUGGGGAAGGCGGUCGUGUCUAUUAGUCUUGUAGUGAAUAAGGGAAUUGUAGAAUGUAGAGAGAAAAGCGAGACGAGAGGGGAAAUACUGGUGUAAGAUUACUACUUAGGAAUGGUGUUGAAUAGCUUCUGGUGGUUACUGUCCAACAUCUGGCAAUUUACUUGCAGUUUAUGCUAUACGAGCUAUGAACACCUCCAACGGGACUGUAAUGCACCCAAUAGCGAUUGAGAGAGGAAUCAUUACUAUCAUUACAAAUAACACAAAUAUAUCAAAAGCA
Molecule: messenger RNA, 1134 nt
Organism: Botrytis cinerea B05.10
Lineage: Eukaryota; Fungi; Ascomycota; Leotiomycetes; Helotiales; Sclerotiniaceae
Exons: 2
Coding region: 144-953 (269 amino acids)
Source: RefSeq, a predicted model, not a curated record